Molecule: messenger RNA, 4051 nt
Organism: Pecten maximus
Lineage: Eukaryota; Metazoa; Mollusca; Bivalvia; Pectinida; Pectinidae
Exons: 10
Coding region: 141-1514 (457 amino acids)
Cellular component (GO): extracellular region
Molecular function (GO): chitin binding
Source: RefSeq, a predicted model, not a curated record
GGGCAGACUUACCACCUCGACAUAGCCCGAAGCACCUCGCCGGUUUGAGUGACAGUAUAUAGUGUCGGCACACGGUUCCUGUUGAGGAAUUACCAGACAACAGGUAUCACUGGAUCAGAGACUUUCUUAAAACGACUAUUAUGUUACCCUUCAAGGAGAAUAUGCAGAGGACCCUGUCUUUACUAUUGGCUGUGACGUGUUUUUUCCCAUAUCCGACUAACUCUGUUCCAUUAAAUAAGGAUGAAACAAAAUUGUCUCUCAAAAAGAUAUGCAAAGAUAGCUGUUCUUCCGACUCCUGCUACACUUCAUUGCCUGGUGAAUGCCAUCAAUACCUCUAUUGCUAUAGGUAUCCCGCACAAGACGAAUUCUCUUUAUCCUAUGUAUAUACUUGCCCUCUUGGACAAGUAUGGGAACAAGGCAUGCUCACAUGUCGUCCGAGAGACCAAAAAAGCACUUGCCUAGAUAAAUGUGCGGACGGUAGUGUGGUAUCCUACAAUCACGGGCCCUUCUGUAAUCAGUAUUAUAUGUGUGUCAAUGGAAUUUCGGAGCCAAUGUGUUGUCAGCGAUCCCAUGCCUUUAUUGACGGACAAUGUGUUCCCAAACAUGAUUGUGUCAGCAACUGCCCAAGCAUGUAUGCUCCUGUGGAAAUAACAACACCCUCAAGUGAAAAUAUCACCACUUCCAUAGCUCCAGAAACAACUACCGAAAUGUGUACCAGAAGCGCUGUAAUAGGAAGCCCAAGUAAAUUUAUAAUCAACGACAUCAAUAUUACGUCUUCUUGUGCCCGUGGAACUGUUUUUGACCAGAGCGUUUGUGACUGUGUCCUUGAUGCCUACUAUGUCCCUUCAACUGAUUGCUAUCCAGAAAUGGUGAUCAAUUACGAAAACAAAAUGUCGGCUUUAAAGGAUCUCAAGAAAGAUUUUCAUGUUCGAAAAUAUGGUGGGGCCGGAUUAUUCUCCUCCAAGGACAAAUCUGCCAGUAAAAUUAACCAUUACAGUGGAAAUAGCAAUAUUUUGAAAAGUUUCAACAUGACAGUUAUCUUCAAGUCUGAUAGCACAGGGGAUAAAACCCAGUUCCUGAUCACCAACUGUCGGUCGACAUCCGUGGAUCGCCCCAGUAUAGGGAUCAUGGUCAGUAACAUUAACGGGACACUCCUCUUCGUGGCAGACGACAACGCCACCGCUCCAUACGACUCCAUCGUCAAAAUGACAGUCAAAUUCAAGAAAGGAUCCUGGAAUUGGGUGAGGUAUAUUUUCGACGGCCAAGAGCUAAAUGCUACAGUGAUUCCUUUACCCGAUCGACAGGCAGACCCUUCCACCCUUACAGACCCAGACGUGUACACAAAUAAAGUCACGUUACCAAGUGAAACAGUGUUAUUACGCAGUCAAAACCCUCUUACGUUCGGGUACUGUAAUAACCAUGGCUUUGAUGGUGUUAUCUAUCUGGCUCAGCUUGCCGGAUGGGUAUGCAGCACGUACGUAGACAGCAAGAACGAUUUGAAUGGCCUACUCUAAUAAAGAACCGUUUUGAUCAUCAUUAAUAUCAACUUAACAGUUUGCUGAUAUCGGCUAUAUUAGAUUCAUUCUAAAGUCAAUGCGACCAUAAGGAACACUCGUGUUGUAAAGAUCUUCAAGACGAAGGAGUCGUAUCAAUCUUCAGGAUGAAGGAGUCGCAUCAAGCCAUGAGAACAAACACCUGUUCAUGUCAUAGUAUAUCUUCAAUGAGCUGCGGAAGAAAUAAGUUCGACAAGUCAUGAAUUGUCUAUCUUAAAAUGUCAUAAAAAUAUAUUAGCAUAAAAUAUUUAUUAUUUCGUUUGAUCACAUUUUAGAUAUUGCAUAUAUAUUUAUAUUUAGCUUUAAUUGUAAAAUCUCGAACAAUUGUCCGACCUAUGUUGUGUGUUAUUGUCUUAUUAUGAUAGCAGGUUACUUACCUUCCGGGAAUUCUAAAAAUAGUAGAUCAAUUUAGACCAACGGGUUAUAACGUGAUAAACAUAACAGUUUAAAUAAUGACAUAUACGAUGUAAUACCAGACAGAUGAAAUGAUGUAGAUGAUGGGAGAACAUGUGUGUCACUCGUCAGAAUAAAUCUUUAUUCUACCAUUGUAUAACCAGACAGAUGAAAUGGUGUCACUCGUCAGAAUAAAUCUUUAUUCUACCAUUAGCAAAAACAUACAAUAACUAACAUUUAUAUUUACGUAAUACAAGAAAUUGAAACUGAAAUCGGGCGUAGGAAGUCCAUACAUGUUCAUCAGAAAAUGCAUCUUGCAAAAGUUAUUUAUGAAUUCAGAUUCAUCAUUUUGCUAAAAAAAAAAAAAAAACAAUUUUAGUGAAAAUAUUAAUGAAAAAAGAAACCUCUAUCAUCAGUAAUCAUUUUAAUAUAGCUUGCUUGUAUUUCGCCAAGCUAGAUUUCAAUUGCUAAUGUUUGUGUAGAAGUGUGUAUUAAUUGUUAUAUAUUCCUGUUGUUCGACAUUUACCUACUAACCAAGCUAUAAUUUAUUUCAAUACCGUUACGUUAGAGUUACGAUGGAACAUUGAAAACUCCAGUCAAGAAAGUAUCGUAAAACAUACUCCAGUCAUGAUAAGUAUCAUAAAACAUACUCCAGUCAAGAAAGUAUCAUAAAACAUACUCCAGCCAUGAUAAGUAUCGUAAAACAUUCUCCAGUCAAGAAAUUAUCGUAAAACAUACUCCAGCCAUGAUAAGUAUCGUAAAACAUACUCCAGUCAUGAUAAGUAUCGUAAAACAUACUCCAGUCAUGAUAAGUAUCGUAAAACAUACUCCAGCCAUGAUAAGUAUCGUAAAACAUACUCCAGCCAUGAUAAGUAUCGUAAAACAUACUCCAGUCAUGAUAAGUAUCGUAAAACAUACUCCAGCCAUGAUAAGUAUCAUAAAACAUACUCCAGCCAUGAUAAGUAUCAUAAAACAUACUCCAGCCAUGAUAAGUAUCGUAAAACAUACUCCAGCCAUGAUAAGUAUCGUAAAACAUACUCCAGCCAUGAUAAGUAUCAUAAAUCGGCGGAAAACGUAAAGAGAGAUCUGAGAUUUGUUUAUACCAUAUUUGAUGUUCAUCAUGCAAUUUCUUUGGUUCAAACUGUGUAGUUCUAAGCAAACACUGGUCGACAAUAAGAUAUACUUUUGAUAAUAUUUUGUUGUGCAUAUAAUGACACCGGGUGCUGACCUGUGUGUGUGUCACUAUCACAUUAUUUGACGAAAUGCUGUUAUUUGUCAGUUGUAUUAUAUUUAUUGUAGAUUAUAUAACAAACUGAUACACAACAUAUGCUUCAUGCUGUAUGUAAACAUUUCUGAGUAUCACAAACUGAUAUUCAACAUGUCUCUCAGGCUAUAUGUAAACAUUUGUGAGUACUCAACAUUGUGUCUCACGCUAUAUGUAAACAUUCGCGAGUACUCAACAUUGUGUCUCACGCUAUAUGUAAACAUUCGCGAGUACUCAACAUUGUGUCUCACGCUAUAUGUAAACAUUCGCGAGUACUCAACAUUGUGUCUCACGCUAUAUGUAACUAUUUCUGAGUACUCAACAUGUGUCUCACUGUAUAUGUAAACAUUUGUGAGUACUCAACAUUGUGUCUCACGCUAUAUGUAAACAUUCGCGAGUACUCAACAUUGUGUCUCACGCUAUAUGUAACUAUUUCUGAGUACUCAACAUGUGUCUCACGCUAUAUGUAAACAUUUGUGAGUACUCAACAUUGUGUCUCACGCAUAUGUAAACAUUCGCGAGUACUCAACAUUGUGUCUCACGCUAUAUGUAAACAUCUGUGAGUGCUCAACAUUGUGUCUCACUGUAUAUGUAAACAUUUGUGAGUACUCAACAUUGUGUCUCACACAUAUGUAAACAUUUGUAAGGAAAACGUUUACAUCAAAAUAAAAGAUGUGCAACAACUAAAUGAUGUAAAGUAAAUGAUGAUUAUUGAUUUUUUGUAGAAACUCUUGUACAUAUAUAUAUGUGUUACGUACUAGAAACUUAACUGCCUUAUGUUAUCUGUGCAUUGCUUCCAUGUUUAAUAUAGAAUGUUUUAAUAAAGUCCCUUUUGAUCAUA